Messenger RNA from Pediculus humanus corporis (human body louse), 1008 nucleotides. RefSeq names its product ribosome biogenesis regulatory protein, putative. The record is from RefSeq and is a predicted model, not a curated record. Gene Ontology annotation, molecular function: protein binding. The transcript has 6 exons. Gene Ontology annotation, cellular component: preribosome, large subunit precursor; nucleolus; nucleus. Lineage: Eukaryota; Metazoa; Arthropoda; Insecta; Psocodea; Pediculidae. The coding region runs from base 1 to 1008 and encodes 335 amino acids. Gene Ontology annotation, biological process: endonucleolytic cleavage in ITS1 to separate SSU-rRNA from 5.8S rRNA and LSU-rRNA from tricistronic rRNA transcript (SSU-rRNA, 5.8S rRNA, LSU-rRNA); ribosome biogenesis; ribosomal large subunit export from nucleus.
AUGGAUAUCGUAAAUGAGGUUUUAGAAAAAUCAGCGGAAGAAGAAAAAAAAUACAAGCCUACUAAAGUUAAUAAGCAUUUGGAAUUAGAAUACGACUUAGGAACAUUAUUAGCUAUUGACGAAAAUGAAUUAAAUAAUGAUAAAUUAAAGUCUAAUCUUGACACUUAUCUACACUCUUUGGCUAGAGAUAAUACUCAAUUGUUGAUUAAUAAAAUAUGGGAAUUGCCAAUUCAUAUUAUAGAUGAUGUUACAAUGGUCACAUUGCCUAAAUCAAAAUAUUUAUUACCAAGAUCAUUACCAGUCCCUCCUCCUCGACAACCUUCAAAAUGGGAAAAAUUUGCCAAAGAAAAAGGGAUAGUUAAAAAGAAAAAAGACAAAUUAAAAUGGGAUGAUGAGUUAAAAAAAUGGAUUCCCUUGUAUGGUUAUAAAAGAGCAGAAGCAGAAAGAGAAAAGAAUUGGAUUAUGGAAGUUCCAGACAAUGCUGAUCCAUAUGAAGAUCAAUUUACUAAAAAGCCGAAGAAAAAGAUUUACAUCUUCUUCCAAACCUUCAGCACUACUUUAGGAGCUGCUGUUACAGUAGCUAAAACUUCGACAGCUUCUUUGGGAAAAUUUCAAAAAUCUCUUCCUAAAGAAAAAGAAAGUAAAAAUGUUAAGCCUUUCUUACCAGAAUCAACUAAACGAAAGCGACCCAUUCCCAAAACUAAAGAUGAAAUUAAAAAUAAUUUAAAAUUAGUCGAUAAUAUUUUAAAUAAAAAACCCAAAUUGAAUGUUGAACAAGCUGUAGAAAAAGAAGUUCAUGCCCUAAAUAGAGAGGAAGCAAGUAAGCAAAAACCUAAAAAAAGAGAAGGAAGGAAAGUUAAAAAAGGUGCAAAAGGUGGUAAAUAUCGUGGGCCUAAAGCAAAAGGUUCAUCAGAAUUUAACAAUAAAAAAAAUUCUCGAAAACCGGAAACCGGAAAACCUAAAAAGCGCGUUGGUGGAAAAGUCAAAGGAGGGAAAAAGAGAAGAUGA